Hevea brasiliensis (rubber tree) is the source of this 705-nucleotide messenger RNA. RefSeq lists its product as uncharacterized. The coding region runs from base 1 to 705 and encodes 234 amino acids. The record is from RefSeq and is a predicted model, not a curated record. NCBI's taxonomy places the organism in Eukaryota, Viridiplantae, Streptophyta, Magnoliopsida, Malpighiales, Euphorbiaceae. The transcript is spliced from 2 exons.
AUGAAGCCUACCAUUAUUCCUCUCGUACUAGAAGGAGAAAUCGAAUACAUUACCAGGAGUGGGCCAUGUUAUGGCUCGGAGGAGCUAGAAAAGAAGAAGGGAAAGGGAAAAGAAGAAGAGCUAGUGAGGAACAAUGAACAGGGUGAUAAGGAAGAAGGAGAAACCAACAAAGAGAAGGAUGGAGACGAGCUACUCUGUAAUUUUGAUGAAGAAGAAGAGUGUAUAACCUUAAGGGAAAUAGCAGGGUGGCAAGAAUUAGAUGAACCUUGCCUUAUACCUUAUAGAGAUGGGAUGAACACCCUAAACUUAGGGACAGAAGAUAAUAAAAAGGAACUCAAAGUGGUGGAUAGUGAGGAAAUGCAAGAUAUGGUUCAGUUAUUACAGGAGUUCAUGGAUGUUUUCUCAUGGAGCUAUGAUGACAUGCCAAGCCUAGAUCCUCAAAUUUUGACUCAUAAGAUUCCUCUGAUUCCAGGGACAGUGCCAGAAAAGCAGAAACUGAGAAGGAUAGAUCCCGACACACUGUUGAAAGUCAAAGAUGAAAUCAAAAAGCAGUAUGAGGCUAGGUUCCUAGAAGUUGUAAAAUACCCUGAAUGGGUAGCUAACAUGGUCCUUGUAAUGAAGAAGGAUGGUAAAGUUAGAGUUUGCAUGGAUUACAGGGAUCUUAAUAAGGCAAGUCUUAAAGAAGACUUCCCGCUCCCACAUUGA